AGCCCUGCCACCCAGCACUGCUUCCCGGACCGUCAGAGCUUCAGGUGGUUUCACUUUCCACUCUCCACUGAUCAGCGCAACCAUCAGAACCAGACAGACGAUAGAAGGAAGAAGAUUGUUAGCGAGAGGCUACUGCUUGGAGACAAGAGGGACACGCUAAGAUGGUUUCAGCGUGGCUUGGAAUUCUGGCCAUUGGUCUUUUGGCAUUGAGGACUCAUGCGCUGUCCACGACACUAAUGGAAGAUGUCCAACGAGCCGAUCAAGCCCUACGACCUAAGGUGAAACGCGCUCAAGAACUGCUUAUGUUCGGAAACCAGCAGAAUCGUCAAGCUGAAAAUGCACCGGGUAAUUUGUUCUCACCGACAGCUGAAAAACGAACAAUUGGCUCUUCCGGACUGGGAGACAUAAAGAACGCUUUCCCUGCGACGGAGAAGUUUAGCCGUACAAAGCCAUUAGCGAGUGCGAUGCAGGAGGGAUACCAGGAGAAGCAUUCACCAACCUACUACAAGGGUUAUCAGUACGGAAAGAUACUAGACAACCAGCUGGAAGAUAACCCGCGUAUCUGGUUGGAUGAUAACACACGCACUUGGGAUGUUUCUGCCUAUCCCCGAUAUUACAGCGUCGGUGAUGACCGUCGCAAAAGAUCCGACGGCAGCUUCUCAUCCACACCUGCAUCGACACACGCUCCGGUGCCGUCGACUUCAUCCCCCCCAGUAACCGAAAAGCCUCAACAGCCCGUUGCUCAGGCAAAACGAAGCCUUCCGAUGUACCAGGAAUCUCGCUACAAACGGGAGCUAGACCCUCAGGAUGUCCUGGCACUUUUGUCACUUUGGGAAGCUGAGCGUCGCGAAGGAAACUGGCCCGGGUACGAUACGGACGAGUACGAAAAUGGAGAUGACGAAAACAGCAUCGUUGACGUUGACGAAGAAGAUCCUAGGAAUGGCGCUGCUUGGUUAGAGGGGCCUAUUUACUCGCCGCGGCACUUUAGCGUAGGAAACGAUGCCCUCGCAUCUUCUGAUAUUGGAAUUCCCCGAUCACGGCCUACAAACUAUUAUGACCGAUACGGCAAUCAGUUCGGUCAACAGUACGGCGGUGCUCUAUAUGGUACACCUCAGUACGGAACUGGUUACACUCGAAACGAUUACACCCCGGAGAAGAGAUUUAUGGUUUCCAAGAGGAGGUCGCAGGCCUACAGACCUUACGAUGGAAGGAAAGCCAUGGUCAACCUUGCCGAACUCUUGAGGGCGGUUCCACAAAAUUAUGCCAGCUACCCCAAUGACAGAGCUGAAUCCAGCUACUACCACCGCAUUAAUUUGUAAUUUUAUCCGAACAGUAUAUAAUAAACCAUCGGGACGAACCGAUGAUUUCAGGUUCGUUUGUACGAAAAGAAAUGAUUUAUCUUGGUAUCAGGUAAACGUCUACAACUAAUACAUUGUGAAUAAAAUUUUCUGUUUCAAGCAUCAAAAUCUUGUGUAGGUACUUAUAUUACCUGUAUAUAUACAACGCGAUAUAGUUACAUACGUACCGAUUCUUUCACCCAUGGUACUUACUGUUAUAACAAUAAAGCUGACACGCUGAUUGAUCCCAUUUAUCUAAGUUAGAAAUUCGCGUUCUACGGCUAAUGGGUAAUAGGGGAUUCGUUAAUAUAAUCUUUUCAGUUUUCGAAAGUGAACCGAGAAACGGAUCAACGCGUUGUAAUAUGCAAUGAUUUAUUACUUAUGCAUUGUACACAUAUCCAGUCUGAGUAUAAUAAUUUUUAAGCGAUUAUUUUCUGAAAUCGCAUUUAAUGACAUAUUUAGUUAGUUAAUUUUAUUUUAUUUUAACGUUAGAUAAAGUGAAGUUGUCUUAUUUUCGAAGUCAAAAUGACCGGAUCGUCUCUUUACUGAAAUCGCGGUAAAGAAACAAAGAUGUAGAACCGCCUUGCUUUUAUUCAAAGUAACGCAACUGACAUAUCUAAUUACCAAAUGACCGUACUACUACACCUUCGAAACCAUGGAACUGAAAGUCUGUAUUAUAAAUACCAAAUUUGUGGAAACUGUUUACACAUGCAAGACUAUAAUAUCUACUAAUUAAUAUAACGAGAUUAACGUAUAUUUAAUCCCUGACUGUAUCGUUGUGAUCUAUGGUUAACCGAAGAUCAGCUGAAUUCUUUGACAUGCAAAGUCUUCCGAUGACCAAUUAUAAUUCAUACCAAUUGGAUGAUCGAAUGCCGGGAUGAUCGAAAUAAUUCUAGCAUCAUGAAGUUUCGCGUUAUGCACUGAAUGCUCUAUUUUGCACAAGAAGAUAUUUUCUUCAUGAAUAAUAGUUGAGGUAUAAAACCAGAACUAUUGAGAUGUACCUAAUUUUGAACAUUGAAAAACGCGAUAGGAUAUCAAAUGAACACAUGGAAAGUGUGAAAAAAUUCUGUAACUCUCAUUUCACAUGUCGCUGGCUUUAACUGUAGAUUUUGCGAAGAGGACUUGAAUUCACGGAUUAGAUUUUGGUCCAUUCGAUUGUAUCCUUCCUUUCGAACUCUAUGGCUAAUUCGUAUACAUACGUAGAUGGUAGGAAGGGAAAUUUGCAAAGCGUACUAUCUAGAUACGCCAGUUAACCAUAGGCUAAGAUUAUAUUAGUAUAGUGUACCUAAAGUAUGUUUCAAUAUGUCUUACCUGACUGCGUUUAUAGUAUUUAUGUGAAAUGGAAUUUUUUUCUAACGCUGGAAUUGGAACCACAUUGCAGGAAGAUUACGCAAUUUUUGCAAUCAAUUACGUUUAAAUAAAUGUGCUUAUAGCUAUGUGA
Messenger RNA from Diprion similis, 2778 nucleotides. RefSeq names its product prohormone-2-like. The transcript has 9 exons. The record is from RefSeq and is a predicted model, not a curated record. Lineage: Eukaryota; Metazoa; Arthropoda; Insecta; Hymenoptera; Diprionidae. The coding region runs from base 162 to 1319 and encodes 385 amino acids.